AUGGCUCAAUUGAUUACGAACGUGUUUGAAAAUGGAAAUACCGUCAUAGGAUAUGCUGCUAUCGAAAAGCUUGGCGAUUGUAGGGGCUAUACAUGUGGUUAUAUUGGAUUUACUACUGGUACCAAUGAUGCUUAUGCAGUAGUCAAAGAAUAUGUGAAUCGAAGCCCUAAUGCAACUAUCAAACAAUAUUUGCCAGAACUAAAACGCCUUAGUCAAUUUCUUUUUGGUGAUCCUGAAAGAGACAAUACUUCCAAUCUAACAGGUUUCAUGGAAGCUUGGAAGACAGCGUCUUGCCAAGAUCCCGAGUUUGACCAAACUCAACUCGAUGUAGGUCAUUCCAUGUAUUUGGAACCAGCACUCAAGUAUGCUGCAAGUGUGGGCGUCCAUACCAAUCUCGGCAAAGCUAUCUUCUAUGAUACAAUUGUUCAGCAUGGCUGGCAAUAUGUUGAGCCCAUGAUCAACUUACCGAGAAUUAUUGAACUCACGGGUCCAAGAAAUUCAAAUGAGGCAGAACAAUCGUAUUUAACACGCUUCCUUACCACACGUCGGCAACUUGUUUGCUGCUAUCCUAGUAGUGUAUGGAAUGAUUCAGCUGACCGUAUGCAAGACCUUCAAUCACUUGUAGAUGAUUGGCUCAGGAAUAAAGACUUGAAUCAUCCUAUUACGCUCAAGAUCUUUCAGGCAACUAUUACGGGUAAGGAGGAUAUUAGCAGAGACACAAAGCGUUGUCCUAAAGACCAAGUCACCACAAAGAAACCCAAAUCUGUCUCUUUACCACUCCCAGAUAUUUGUCCAUAA
Messenger RNA from Gilbertella persicaria, 798 nucleotides. Its product is annotated as lysozyme-like domain-containing protein. Gene Ontology annotation, biological process: carbohydrate metabolic process. Gene Ontology annotation, cellular component: extracellular region. The coding region runs from base 1 to 798 and encodes 265 amino acids. The record is from RefSeq and is a predicted model, not a curated record. Lineage: Eukaryota; Fungi; Mucoromycota; Mucoromycetes; Mucorales; Choanephoraceae. The transcript has 7 exons. Gene Ontology annotation, molecular function: chitosanase activity.